AUAAGAGGACGGGUGUCAAUGAGACACCUAGUCAGUCUCGUAAAAGCAUCGGGUUCAAUGAGAAACCAUCAGCCAGGUUCAUAAGAAGAUAUGUGUCAAUGAGACACCAUCAGUCAGUCUCAUAAGAGGACGUGUAUCAAGAAGACACCAACAGCUAAGCUUAUAUUAUCUAUGAACAUUUCGAUUGAUAUGGAAUCAAGUGGAUUUGGAUUUGCUGGUACAUUGAAUGUUACGACCAAGACACCAACUCGGCACAACAUUUACAGUGUAUUCUAGUUGAGUAGCGAACUUCAACACCAACUCGUCACAUCAAUGACACGUGUACAUAAAAUACAAUGACGAAAACAUUAUAAUUAUAACAUUAUGACGAUCGUUUUUAAAGACCACAAAUGGUCACUUUUCAUUCAGUAUUUUCUUACCUUUCCUGAAUGAGUGCAUUAUUUUGAAUCUAAUUAUAAGUGGAUCUCAAAAAUUUGACCGAAACAUUCUCAAUGUCACUAUUGUUUUCUUAAAGCUUUAAUUAACAUAAAACGUUAUCACGUUAAACCCCUCUGGGUCCACGAUGUGUCGUGUUCUGUAAACAUGUGAAAGGACCAUUGGCUACAUCCGUGUUUGUUUUAAAGAUAAUAGUUGCUGCAACAUCUGUUUAAAACAACAUACAUAUAUUAAUCCUCUUCUACUGGUAAGUAUUCAUACCCACACUCGUGCAACAUCUGCCGUCUAUGUUCUAUAACCACCCUGUAUACGUGUAUCACGCGUCUUCGCCUUCCGACUGAGCGUCCGUCCAGGCAGGAAACACCAUCGGAACUGUCUCCAGAUCGGGAAAAACCUGUUUAAAAUUAAUACAUACUGAUCUCUGCUUGAUGUUCAGAAGUUUGUUGUAAAGACUGAUUAUAGGUCAGUGUUGUAUUACGUGGUCAUACGUGUAUACUCUUCAUUAUAAACCAGCGACCCUGAAAAUAAUACAUAUUUACCUGUGAUUCCUUCAGGCUCAACUGUUAUCAAUACAGGUAAAACACAAUAGACUGACUAGCUCAUGUAACAUUGGACGGUGGCCUCAUAUCGCGGAAAUGGCCCGGACAAAUUGAACUUAAUAUGUGUUAAAACAUCCAAUGAUUUGUUCGUCUGUGUAUGUGUUCAAUAGGUUAUUUAAAUGUAUGAACUACCAGAAGGAUUCCUUCGGAUAAAGAUAAGCGGUGCUUCUAUUGUUACACCUACACAUAUGUACACUCGCUCGAAUGUCUAUCUUACGAGAUUGUAUUUAGUCGAUGGUUAAAUGGACAGUUACAGUUUUUUUGUUUGUUUUUUUAAGUGGUGUCUUUAUAUUUCGCAAACAGAAAUAUGAAGGUUAUAAUUACGUGUUCCUGUCAUAGCAACGGCCAUGUUUGAUUUGUGUUUAGAUACCAUGUCGAGACAGGUCCAGUUGCGAUUCUCAAGUAAUAUCGUUCUGACUGAAGUACAGAUUUGGUCUUAACCAUGCCAAAACUUCACUGGUUUCCUUUCUGGAGACAUACGAGAUCAAGCCAAAAUUGGGCCAGUGUUGCAGCCACAAUAUGUGUUGCCGGUUUCCUCGUUUUCUCUUGGAAGAUGAUGUGGGAUCUGCACAUCCGAAGCUUGAAUGAUCUGUUGACGUCAUGUGAUGGAAUACAACAGGAGCCCGGCCGUCUGAUGGCUAGUGUCGAGUUGUCGGGAGGAUUGGGCAACCUAAUGUUCCAGUUUGCCUUUCUCUACGUCGUAGCCAAGACCCAUGAGUAUCAGAUAGUUCUUCCUAGAACCAAGGAACUCGAGAAACUGAAGGAAGCUUUUGAAAUCGAUUUUAGUCCUUUUGAGAAACCAAACUGGGACGGAAAGCUGACAGAGAAAUGUUUUAAAGUCAUUGAGGACGAUUGGGAUUGUGCUUACGAUUCCAAGAUAGUGGAGAAGUCAUGGAAGAACGUACACUAUAAAGGCUAUUUCCAGUCCUGGAAAUAUUUUGUGUCAUAUGAAGAAGAUCUUCGCAAAAUGUUCAGAUUUCAUCCACAUAUUCUGAACGAGGCAGCUUCAAUUCUACACAAAGCGCUCGCUAGUAAAUUAGGUGUGUUUAAUAAUACGGGCGACCGACCAGUGUUAGUGGGAGUCCAUAUAAGAAGGGGUGAUAUGAAAAACGAGAAAAUAUUUGUUGAUUUCGGUUAUAAAAUUGCAGAUGCUGCUUAUGUAAAAACUGCCAUGACUUACUUUCGGCGGAAUUAUCAAAACAUUAUAUUUAUUGUUAGCAGUAACGAUGUGAGCUGGGCGAAAGAAAACAUCAGGACGGCAGCUGAUGUAUUCAUUGUUGAAGGGAAUACUGCGGUCAUGGACAUGGCGGUUUUAUCUUUGACCAACCACACAAUCAUGUCCGUUGGGACGUUCGGUUGGUGGAUCAGUUUCCUUACGAACGGACAUACAGUUUACUACAAGUAUCCGUUCGUACCCGGAUCUCCACUUAGUGAACAGUUUAAAGGUAAUACCGACACUCACCUGUUUCCACAGUGGAUCGGAUUAGACGGGGAGGACAAAUUAUAGUUAAUGUCCUAACAGAUAGGAAGUCAUCGUCACGGUGAGAAACACCACAGCUACGGAGGGAUGAUUGAUAUUUUGUGAGGCUGGUAUUGAAGUAGGUACUCAAAAAUGUUCUGCAUAAGUCCUACUAUUAUUUGACUAUUUUGGGCCGUGUACCCAAGGACUGGUCUCAUUUGGAUAGUUUAUAUCGACGAAAAAUUACGGGAUAAUAUUAACCUUAAGCGCCGCGAAAAGCUCACUAAAGGUGUGUCAUUCCAUCAGGAAAAUGCUCCUGUUCACAAGUCUGUCAUUGCUAUGACGGCCAUUAACGAUUGUGGCUUAAAUUGAUUGAGCAUCCGCCUUAUUCACCUGAUCUCGCUCCAUCAGACUUUCAUCUAUUUCCAAAACAGCUAUUUCAGGCACUCACUUUCAGUCUGAU
Molecule: messenger RNA, 2956 nt
Organism: Pecten maximus
Lineage: Eukaryota; Metazoa; Mollusca; Bivalvia; Pectinida; Pectinidae
Product: galactoside 2-alpha-L-fucosyltransferase 2-like
Exons: 3
Coding region: 1477-2541 (354 amino acids)
Biological process (GO): carbohydrate metabolic process
Cellular component (GO): membrane
Molecular function (GO): galactoside 2-alpha-L-fucosyltransferase activity
Source: RefSeq, a predicted model, not a curated record